AGAUCAAGCCAUUCCAGAAAGCAACCAUGGAGAUUGAACGAGUGGUGCGACUAAGACAAGACCUCGAAAGGGUAAGUGAAUUAUAGUACUUUCAGUCGAACUUAAUUAAGUUUUUGAAUGUUGACAGUGAACAUGCAUGCAUGCAUGUGCUCAUAUUUCCUGGCCGUAAAAAUUAUGAUCAAGAAAAUUACCCUAAAACGGAAAGCUUCGGAUUGAUAGGGAUGCAACUACCUGAAAAUACAAGGAGAACUUCGAAAAAUACAAGCACUACUUCAAUAGGAGAACUGUGAAAAAUACAAGGAGAACUCUUUGUGUUUUCAGCUACUAGUUGCAUCCCUAUCAAUCCGAAGCGUUCUUAUUAUUGGCACUACCUUCAUGUCCAUACCGUUGAAGAUUAUGCCUAAAAAAGAGUCUAGAGGUGAGCCGAUGUCUAAAAAAAGCCGAUUACCGAUACCGAUUGUUAACAGCCGAUAUUUACCCACCAUCGGCCGAUUAAUCGGUAAAACCGAUGGUCAUCUUAAUUUUUUUUUACUAAUGCAUCCUCUCGUCAAAACAUGCAAAAACAGGAAGCGACAUUUAUAACACUGAUUCUGAAAUCCACAGCGUGCUACUGACUGGUCAACGGAAGUUACGGAACACGAUAACUUAAUUAAUAAAUCUUGCAGAAAUGCCAGAAAAGUGAGAAAACAACUAUGAAAAAACAUAGUGUUUCCACUUUCGUUUCGAUAAUUGUUUCCACACCAAAUAUUUGAUUUUCAUUUUUUUAUUACACCGCUGACCAUACAAUUGGUGGAAGACAAUCGGCCAUCGUCGGCCGAUUGUGAAAAAACAAGCCGAUUAAUCGGUUUUGCCGAUGAUCGGCUCAGCUCUAGAUUAUACCUAAAAAAGAGUGUGUAUAUUUGUUAACAUAUUUCUAAAAUUCUUCAGAACAUACUCAAUACGCGUACUGCUUCGAAUUCAAAAUGCCCAAAAAGUUCGUGAUUUAAAAAUUUUCUACAUAGUUAGCUACAUGCAACCCUUUGGGAUUUAAUCGUUUUACUGUGCUUAUUUUAGAUCCGUAAUUUGUGUUAUAUGGUCGAAAAACGCGAAAAAUAUAAGAGAGAACUGACAGCAGCACGUGAAGCUGUGUUUCGCAAAGAACUUGAAGUCGUUGAUGACACAUCAGGUAAGAUGUCCACGGAAGAUAUCCAAUGGGCACGCUCUUGUUGUGUGAAAAAUUUUACCGAAUACGAGGAAUUACAGACACUCGACUUGCGAUGUCCAGCAAAGCCGAAGGUUUAUAAGAAACGUGGCAGGAAACCUAAACGACGAUCGAUGAAGACGAUUAAUGGAUUUGUUCAAACUGGAGUCAUGAGUCAGUCUGAUGGAAUCACGAGUGAAUAUAGCGGGGAGUGCGAGGAAAGCGAUUCUACACAUCGAAAUAAAGAUUCUACAUUUUGUUCCGGUGAUAGUAUCAAUGAUCAUUUGGAUAAUGAAGGUACGACGUCUCGCGCAGAUGUUACUAGCAACUGUACUUCGUCAUGUGACAAUACAGCGAGCAAUAUCGAUGAAAAGACGCUUACGUUACGUAGUAACUCUUCCGCACGUUCUGGGUGCUCAAACAACGAAAAUAUUUCGUCAGAUUCUGAUUUCGAGGACGAGUCGGCCAGGAAAGCAAAACGUCGAGCUUCUAUAAGUCAGUUACGAAUGCGUAAAUUAUCAAAGUCGGAUACAGAGAUGGUUGGAGUUUCUCGAUCUAGUGACGCCGAGUCUACUGGUAGCUCAUCAAUACACACUCGAGGCAGCUCACCUGUGCAAUUGAAAGCCAGGUUAAAUGGUUUAAAUGUGAGUGCUCGUGUCAAUUUACUGGAAAUUAAGGACGGUAUGAAGAAUCGUCUUUGUCAUAGUCCGAACAAACGAAAUAGAAAAAGAUUGUUUUGUGAACUGUCUGAAAAACACGAUGAAUCUCAAUCACCGAUGACACUACGAUCAAAUGGCACGAUUCUAGGCGAGCAAUUGACGUGUAACGCUGUUUCUGAAAAGAGAGUUUGUCGUCCAAAUGGGAUUUUAGACUCAAAAAGCAAUGAGAAAACUACGAGGAAGUCAAAUUCUUUAAACAAUGAUGAUAGUCAAUCAGAAGAAAGCGGCAAGUCGGAAGUUCAUUUUACAAGGUCACGAAGCCGUACAUCUGCUCUAGAUUCACCCAAGUCUUCGUCUGGACAAAAUGAUGUUCUACAUACUGUCGAUAAACAGUCGGAGAAGAACGGAAAUAUACCGGAAUUGUUCCAGACGAGAUCGCACAACAGUCGUGCUGUUUCGAUAUCAACGUCUUCUACGAUUGAUGGCGUUUUGUGUAUCGGGAAGAGCGAUGAAAUUUCCAGAAAGGAUGCGUCACAACUAGCACACCAUAGCCUUUCCAACCAUGAUGAAGUUUCGGAUAUCUCGUCUCGAACUAGGUCGCGUAGUAACACGUCGGACUCCGCUUCAUCCCCAGUAAAGAAAGAUACAGAUGUGUCCCACAUUUUGUCAACAGGCCAAAACACCGAAACAAAUUGUAAGCGAGACAGUGCAAAGAAAGAAGUAAUUGCUGAAAGGUGUAGAACACCCCGACGUCAGGCAAGAUUAUCAGAUAAUGUAGUAGCUUCAAAAGCGACGUUGUACAGUCCGACCAAAUGCUCGAGGUUUUUUGGUAAGCUGCGGCAAGCAGCAACAACUAGUGCAUAAGAAAACCUUAGUCGUAUUGAGUUUAGCUGAAUUGUUGAUAUUAAAAUUUGUGUU
This is a messenger RNA of Paramuricea clavata, 2757 nucleotides long. NCBI's taxonomy places the organism in Eukaryota, Metazoa, Cnidaria, Anthozoa, Malacalcyonacea, Plexauridae. The record is from the annotation of a GenBank genome assembly.